Laetiporus sulphureus 93-53 is the source of this 459-nucleotide messenger RNA. Its product is annotated as histone-fold-containing protein. The transcript is spliced from 4 exons. The coding region runs from base 1 to 459 and encodes 152 amino acids. Gene Ontology annotation, molecular function: protein heterodimerization activity; DNA binding; structural constituent of chromatin. The record is from RefSeq and is a predicted model, not a curated record. Lineage: Eukaryota; Fungi; Basidiomycota; Agaricomycetes; Polyporales; Laetiporaceae. Gene Ontology annotation, cellular component: nucleosome. Gene Ontology annotation, biological process: nucleosome assembly.
AUGCCUAUCGUACGCGACACGGGCCUUGACAAUGUUGCCAAGCCCGCCUCAAGCGCCUCGAAGACCCCUGCUUCCACUGCGAGCAAAGCACCAGCCAAGACGGAGUCAAAGGCUGCGAAGAAGUCGACGAAGUCGCAGUCUGCUGAGGGUGAUAAGAAGAAGCGUCGACGGGCUCGUAAGGAGACGUACAAUUCUUACAUCUACAAGGUGCUCAAGCAGGUGCAUCCUGACACGGGCAUCUCGAACAAGGGUAUGGCCAUCCUCAACUCUUUCGUCAACGAUAUCUUCGAGCGCAUUGCCACUGAGGCGUCCAAGCUCGCAUCCUACUCAAAAAAGUCCACCAUAUCAUCACGGGAGAUCCAGACCAGUGUCCGCCUCAUCCUGCCUGGUGAGCUGGCGAAGCACGCAAUUUCGGAAGGUACCAAGUCGGUUACCAAAUUCUCGUCAUCUCAGAAGUAG